Vigna unguiculata (cowpea) is the source of this 791-nucleotide messenger RNA. RefSeq lists its product as uncharacterized. The record is from RefSeq and is a predicted model, not a curated record. Lineage: Eukaryota; Viridiplantae; Streptophyta; Magnoliopsida; Fabales; Fabaceae.
UUUCAAUAGUUUUCUACUGAACAUGAAUUUGAAGAUGAAGACAUCAUUAACAAUUCCAGCCAUGGUUGCCAUGUUUCUUUUCAUUUCCUUAGAGGUGGCAGCAAGUGAUUUGAAACAAGAGGAAGUUCUUAAAGCCACAAAUAAAGUGAGUGGUGCCAAAUUAGUCGGUGGUGGUGAUAGUAGUAGCGGGUUACAAGGCUCUGGUAAUGGCUUACCUAAUCAUGGUUUCCCUAAUCGUGAUUUAUCUAGUCAUGGUCUUCCUGGGUGGGACUUACCUAACCCUAGUUUUCCUAGUCGUGACUUACCUAAUCCCAGCUUUCGUGGUCGUGGCUUCCCUGGUCGUGACAUACCUCGUCCUAGCAUUCUUGAUCGUGACUUUCCUAGUCCUAACUUCCCUAGUCGUGGAUUCACUGGUCGUAAUAUACCUCGUCCUAGCAUUCCUGAUCAUGACUUUCCUAGUCCUAACUUCCCUGAUCGUGACUUACCUAAUGGCUUUCGUGAUCGUGGCUUUCCUAAUCUGGGCUUCCCUAACUCAGGCUUUUCUAGAGGUGGCUAUUUCGGUGAAAACUUUCCUAAUCAAGAAUUUCCUUACCAAGGGUUCCCUAACCAAGGCUUUUUUGGCCAGGGCUUUCCUAGAGGCAGCUAUUCCGGUGAGAACUUUCCUGGUCUGGGCGUUUAGGCCUAAGAAUCUUAAUGUUAUGGAAAUGAUAAAGGUUGUUUACAACCCAUAAUUUAGAUACUUAAAAUAAUGUAAUUCUACCAACUUAAUAAACACAUAUUCUAUCAAUAAA